Phytophthora infestans T30-4 is the source of this 513-nucleotide messenger RNA. RefSeq names its product secreted RxLR effector peptide protein, putative. The record is from RefSeq and is a predicted model, not a curated record. NCBI's taxonomy places the organism in Eukaryota, Oomycota, Peronosporomycetes, Peronosporales, Peronosporaceae. The coding region runs from base 1 to 513 and encodes 170 amino acids. The transcript has a single exon.
AUGCGUUUGAGCUAUAUCCUAGUGGCCGUUGUCUCAACUCUCUUUGCCCACCACGAUACUGCCAGUGCUUCUACCGGGACCGACGUUUCACUAGCUGGUGUUUUGUCGCUGGGCUUGCUACACCUCGUCAGCGCUGACCAAAGUUUUACUGAGCCGCAGCGGUUGCUGAGCGGCAACCACAAGGUCGGCGAAGGUAUUAAGGAAGAGAGAGGGUUCAAGGAAGUUGCCGAGGAGGCGAUGGCAAAGUUUGUUGUCGACAAGGUGUAUAGGACAAACUCUUUUUCGGCCCUCGAGAAACUAGAGAAAACGCUCAAUUUGCCGGUGCUCGAAAAAGCUUUGGUAUUGGCAGAUGAUAAAAUGAAAGGGGCGUUCAAGUUCGCUGAGGAAGCGAAGAUGAAUCCUGCAGAUAUGGCCAAAAUUGUGAAAGAUUUCCCAGAUUUCACGGAUGCUGAGAAGAUGAAGACAGUGCUAGAAUACACCAACUACUUAAAGACAAUGGGCAAAUUGGACUAG